GCCCCGGCCCCGGCGCGGCGGGCGGCGCGGCUGGAGCGGAGCGCACCGCGGCGGCGGCGCCCGGAGCCGAGCGCGGCUCCCCGCCUCGCCCCUCCCCCUCGCCUCGCGGCGGCGGCGGCCGCGGCGGCCCGGACGACUCUGAGAGCCGAGUGAAGACGCUUCCACGGGGACACCUUGCCAUGUGCCUUCCCUGAACAUCAAGGCCCAGCAGGCACCUCAUUUGUGGGCAGCAGGGCCCGGCACUGGUCUGUGGACCUCCUGCAGUUGGCAGGCUCCCCCAGUCUGGGCCUCAGCCCCACCAUGUCGAGCCUCGGCAGUGGCCCCCAGGACACUGGCGACAGCAGCAGCAAUGCCAGUGGCGGAGGUGGCAGCGGCCCAAAGGCGGGAGUGGCCGACAAGAGUGCAGCAGCGGCCGCUGCCACGCAGGCCUCGGUGGCAGACGACGCACCCCCGCCUGAGCGUCGGAACAAGAGCGGCAUCAUCAGCGAACCCCUUAACAAGAGUCUGCGCCGCUCCCGUCCUCUCUCCCACUACUCUUCUUUUGGGGGCAGUGGGGGCAGUGGCGGUGGCAGCAUGAUGGGCGGGGAGUCUGCCGAGAAGGCAGCCGCAGCCGCCGCCGCCGCCUCCCUGCUGGUCAAUGGGCACGACCUGGCGGCGGCCAUGGUUGUGGACAAAAGCAACCCUACCUCAAAGCACAAAAGUGGUGCUGUGGCCAGCCUGCUGAGCAAGGCCGAGCGAGCCACGGAGCUGGCAGCCGAGGGACAGCUGACGCUGCAGCAGUUCGCUCAGUCCACGGAGAUGCUGAAGCGCGUGGUGCAGGAGCACCUACCACUGAUGAGCGAGGCGGGCACUGGCCUGCCUGACAUGGAGGCCGUGGCAGGUGCCGAAGCCCUCAAUGGCCAGUCCGACUUCCCCUACCUGGGCGCCUUCCCCAUCAAUCCAGGCCUCUUCAUCAUGACCCCAGCGGGGGUGUUCCUGGCCGAGAGUGCACUGCACAUGGCCGGCCUGGCCGAGUACCCCAUGCAGGGAGAGCUGGCCUCCGCCAUCAGCUCGGGCAAAAAGAAGCGGAAACGCUGUGGCAUGUGUGCGCCCUGCCGGCGGCGCAUCAACUGCGAGCAAUGCAGCAGUUGUAGGAACCGAAAGACUGGCCAUCAGAUUUGCAAAUUCAGAAAAUGUGAGGAACUCAAAAAGAAGCCUUCCGCUGCUCUGGAGAAGGUGAUGCUUCCGACGGGAGCCGCCUUCCGGUGGUUUCAGUGACGGCGGCGGGAACCCAAAGCUGCCCUCUCCGUGCAAUGCCACUGCCCGCGUGGUCUCCGGCAAGGGAUGCGGGCGAAGACAAACGGAUGCACCCGUCUUUAGAACCAAAAAUAUUCUCACAGAUUUCAUUCCUGUUUUUAUAUAUAUAUUUUUUGUUGUCGUUUUAACAUCUCCACGUCCCUAGUAUAAAGAGAAAAAGAAAAAAAAAAGAUUUUAAGUGCUUUUUCGGAAGAACAACAACAACAAAGAGGUAAAGACGAAUCUAUAAAGUACCGAGACUUCCUGGGCAAAGAAUGGACAAUCAGUUUCCUUCCUGUGUCGAUGUCGAUGUUGUCUGUGCAGGAGAUGCAGUUUUUGUGUAGAGAAUGUAAAUUUUCUGUAACCUUUUGAAAUCUAGUUACUAAUAAGCACUACUGUAAUUUAGCACAGUUUAACUCCACCCUCAUUUAAACUUCCUUUGAUUCUUUCCGACCAUGAAAUAGUGCAUAGUUUGCCUGGAGAAUCCACUCACGUUUAUAACGAGAAUGUUGAUGGCGCCGUGUCAGUGCCCCUCUGUACCAGCCAUGCGUGCAGAGCUGCCCUGAGGAGCUCAGAGCGGGAGGGAGCUGCCCACCCACCCCCGGGCCCAGACCAGCCAUGCUGCACCCACAGUCCCCAGGAUGGGACACCCCCCCCACUCCAACAGUGAUGAGUUUGCAAAAAUGAAGGUUCUGUUCCUUUAUCCACUGAGAUCUGGGAAGCCCGUGUCUCUGUAUUUCCUAUCCUGGCUACUUCCCUAAGAGGAAAUAAGUCCUUUUUUUCUGGCCUUGCUGACUGAUGGCAACAGAAGAAAGGACUUCUUUGCGUGACCCCUGCCAGUGGGGGUGGGUGCCCAGGGGGCCCCCUGCGGCCUGAGCCCCCCUUGCCCAUGGCCAGCUUCCUGCUGAUGAACAUGCUGUUUGUAUUGUUUUAGGAAACCAGGCUGUUUUGUGAAUAAAACAAAUGCAUGUUUGUGUCACGAA
Molecule: messenger RNA, 2258 nt
Organism: Manis pentadactyla (Chinese pangolin)
Lineage: Eukaryota; Metazoa; Chordata; Mammalia; Pholidota; Manidae
Gene: CXXC5
Product: CXXC finger protein 5
Exons: 3
Coding region: 301-1257 (318 amino acids)
Cellular component (GO): nucleus
Molecular function (GO): methyl-CpG binding; zinc ion binding
Source: RefSeq, a predicted model, not a curated record